This is a messenger RNA of Helianthus annuus (common sunflower), 2123 nucleotides long. RefSeq names its product probable glycosyltransferase At5g03795. The transcript has 5 exons. The record is from RefSeq and is a predicted model, not a curated record. Bases 295 to 1791 code for a protein of 498 amino acids. Gene Ontology annotation, molecular function: glycosyltransferase activity. NCBI's taxonomy places the organism in Eukaryota, Viridiplantae, Streptophyta, Magnoliopsida, Asterales, Asteraceae.
UUAUUGUGCUAAUCUAUGGAAAUUAAAUAAUCUAUUCUUUUUAAACACACGUGGCAUGUGUAGGACGACUAUUGUGCUUUUCAAUACACACCCGAUCGAGAUCAAGAUUCAUUCUAGAUCUAAUUCAACUUCGCUCACAAAAGCUUCUUCAAUCCCUGUUUCAUCAAAUUCCGUAUAAUUCGGUUUAAAAAUCUCUAAAAACUGCUGCAUAUAUGGGGAGUUUGCUGCAGCUUCAACAUCAACCAUCUUCUGAGUGACUCUUGAACUUCAUAUAUUUCGACCCGUCUGAUCUAAAUGGAUCAACGGUUCGGAUUCAUUCACUACCUAUAUCAAAAGCAAACUAUAAAAUGGAUCUGCCUGUUCGGAAUAGCAUCCGCUGUUUUAAUGACUGUUCAUGUUCAGUACUCUCAACCUCCAAUUAUCCGCAGUUUUUCAUUCAUACUCUCCGGUGCGAAACCAUACGAUUUAAAAGAUUCGUAUUCGGCGUUUAACGGGUCGGUAGUUACCGAUCAAAGCACACAAAAUGCAUCAUCUUUGACUAAUCUUUCGACAGUUGAUAACGAAAAGCCCGAUAUGGAAUCUUUGUCGGUGUUGUCGAUUUUACAGAUGAACGAGCUGCUUCGGAAGAGUCAUUCUGCGCGUAAUUCAGUCCCGUCUCACUUGUUAUCACGAGUUGAUCAACAACUACUUGAAGCAAAAUCACGAAUUUUGAAUGCGAACGUCACACACAAUGAUAUGGAUCUUUACGCCCCGAUUUAUCGGAAUAUUUCCAUGUUUAAAAGGAGUUAUGAGAUAAUGGAACAGAUGCUUAAAGUAUACAUUUACAAAGACGGAGAAAAGCCGAUUUUUCACGAUUGGAUUCUAGAGGGAAUAUAUGCUUGCGAGGGUUGGUUUUUGAAGCUGAUGGAAGCAAAUAAACAGUUUGUUACACAUGACCCAAAUGAAGCGCAUUUAUUUUACAUACCGUUUAGUUCACGGUUGCUUCAACAAACAUUAUACGUUCGUCAUUCGCAUAGUCGUGAUAAUUUGAUUCAGUUCAUGAAGAAUCACACGGAAAUGCUUAUGACGAAAUAUCCGUUCUGGAACCGAACUAACGGGUCGGAUCAUUUUCUAGCUGCUUGCCAUGAUUGGGCUCCGGCGGAAACACGGGGACGUUUACUAAACACCAUACGAGCCCUUUGUAACGCCGAUAUUCAAACCGGUUUCCAAAUAGGCAAAGACGUUUCACUUCCAACAACAUACGUACAGUCAGCAACAAAUCCUCUAAAAACCGUAGGCGGUGCACCACCUUCCAACAGACCAACCUUAGCCUUCUUCGCAGGAUUCAUGCACGGUAACGUCCGGCCCGUUUUACUAUCCCAUUGGGGAAACGACACCGACAUGAAAAUAUUUUCGCGACUGCCACACGUCAAAGGUAACCAAAACUACAUCGAUUACAUGAAAACAAGCAAGUUUUGUAUCUGCGCGCGAGGUUUUGCAGUGCAUAGUCCGCGGGUGGUCGAGUCGUUGUUUUACAACUGUGUGCCCGUGAUCAUAUCGGAUAAUUACGUGCCCCCAUUUUUCGAUGUGUUGAACUGGGAAUCGUUUGCGGUUUUUAUACUCGAGAAGGAGAUACCGGAUUUGAAAAGAAUGUUGCUUUCGAUAUCUCAUGAGAAGUAUGUUGAGAUGUAUGAGAGAGUGAAAAGGGUGCAAGAACAUUUUUUUUGGCAUUCUGAGCCUGUUAAGUAUGAUUUAUUUCAUAUGAUUCUUCAUUCUGUAUGGUACAAUAGAGUUUUCACAAGUGGUUUUUAGAGGUAUAGAAAAUGCCUUAGUGAAAAAGGUGAUAUCAUAGAUACAUACACUCAUAUUAUGUUAAAUAUGUGACAUUGUGAUAGGAAUCGUAUGUUAGUUUUUCACUUAAAUAGUAUUUUGUAAUUGUGGGAGGGGGUAUAUGUAACUUUUAUCUUUUAUAAAUAAAGAGGUCUAGUGACUUGGGGAAGGGGGAAUAGAAUUGGUUAGUUAUUAGGCUCCGCUUGUGCGUGAGAAGGGCUGAGCCCUGGGACCACUCGUGGUUUUAUCUUGUAGAUCCUUGUGAUCAUAUCUUUCUAUUGAUUAUUCAAUACAAACAGCGUCAAUUGAUUUCA